AGCGUUGAUCAUUCUUUGGGAACAAGUAUGGGACACUAUAUGGAGGCCUCGUCAAUGGGCAUUGGUUCCUUGGUCAAGUUAUUCGAGUCCAGGAGAGACGAAUUUUGUAUUAGCUAUUGGUAUCACUUUCAAUUGAGCUCGGAGUCCUUCUUGAUGGUCAAAGUGCUCAAAGAGUCUGGAGAAGAAAUCCAUCUUGCAACUUACGACCAAGAUAGAGGAUCCAUUUGGCGUUUUGACACAUUUUCCCUCAAGGCCGAUGAAUCAUUUGAGGUGUCUUUUGAAGCUCAUGUGACGGACGAGUUUGCCAGUUUUGCACUGGAUGAUAUUGAGGUCACCAUCAAUCCCUGUCCGACCAUGAAUUCUUGUGACUUUGAAGACGGGACUAUGUGUGCUUGGCACAAUGUCGAUUCGGGUGAAGAUCAAUCUGAUUGGUUAUUGACGGCAGGGUCGACUCACACGGAGGAGACUGGUCCAUCGUUUGACCACACAACGGGAUCGUCUUUCGGUUACUACGUCUACAUCGAUUCCACUCUCUUUGACGGGAACGCGAUCUUGGAAAGUUCGAUCAUGGAAGUGAAUCAAGAGCACUGCCUCACCUUGUGGUAUCACAUGUUUGGAGCAGAUGUUGGUGAAUUGGAGGUCACUUUUGAGAACUACUCGAGCAAUAGUUCAAUUGUGGCCUUCAAUGAAUUCGGUGAUCAUGCUGACAAAUGGAAUAAAGCGUUCAUGGAAGUCUCAUACGAAGAAAGUCCAUACUCCUUAUUGAUCCGUAUCAGAGCUAAUACGUCUGGAGUCGCUUUUCGGGGCGAUAUUGCCAUUGACGAUUUGCAAAUGGAGCCCAGGUCUUGUUUGACUCCAACAACUCCGAUGACACCGCCUUCGUUCACCACGGCCUCUCCCAUUUUAAAUCUGAGUUGCAAUUUUGAAGAGCAUACCUUUUGUAACUUCACCAAUAACGGCACGGAUAACUUGGCUUGGGAUUUGGCCAGGCAGGAACAGGAUCACACGACAGGGACGGGCUACUACAUUGUGAUGGACUUCAAUCAAGGCAAUGGUGAACCUAAUUCUCAAGCUGCCCUUCAAUCCCCAAUGAUUCCCAAAGAGCCCAACUUGUGUCUCAGCUUCUGGUGCAAGCAAGUUGCCGCCCAAGGUGAACGGUUCCAAGUGGAAGCCUCCACUUUGGACUUCCAAUCAACGUGGACUUUGUUUGAGCGACAGGGGUACCAGGGGUACCAAUGGCGACAAGCCCAAGUCCCUCUAGCCCCAUCUGAAUGGGACAUGAUGGAGAGUGAAUAUCAACUGAACUUUCUGGCUCAACCCGAUCCAAAUGUUCGGAAAAUCGCCACACACGGAGGGAAUGGCCGCAAUCAGGUCCUGAUCGAUGACAUCCUCAUCUCUCCCGGGGAGUGUUCAGAGCGUUGGGAGUGCGAUUUCGAAAAUUCUCUUGGCUGCGGAUGGCUUUCCCAUCCCGAAUCUCAAAUACGAUGGUCUCGUUUGAAUUCAUUCAGCUAUCUAGGGGGUCCGAAAUUGGAUCACUCACUUGGAUCUGAAUUUGGCCACUACAUGGCCUUAACCAAUGAGGAACCUCGCCCCAAUGAAACCUUCGUGGAAAAUGCAUUUCUAGACAGUCCAGACAUCCAAGGUGGAUCCGAGCUUUGCGUCAAGUUCUACUACUUCAUGGAUUGCACUGGAUGCGAGCUCCAAGGCUACGCAGAUGUUCCGCAUGACAAAGGGCAUCUUCAAGGCAUUGGCAAAUCUUGGCACACGCGUGGCCAACAAGGAGCAUUUUGGUGGCCUGGCCAGUUCACAGCGAAUCUUGAUGUCAGCUACAUGAUCCGCUUCAACGGCACGAUUUCCAACGAUGAAGGGCGGCUGGCAUUAGACGACAUUCGAUUUGAAAACGGACAAUGUGUUCCAACGGAGUGCGACUUCCAAACCGACCUAUGCUCUUGGACUCAGGCUUCUUCCAUGACACUACCCGCUGAUCAUUUGGACUUUAGCUUGGAGAAUGCCAUCACAUUAGACCAGGAUCCCAAUGCUCCCAGUUUUGAUCACUCCUUACUGAGCCAAGAAGGCCGGUUCCUGUGGCUUCCUGUACGUAGUGAUCCGUCUCUUGAGGCAACUUUACUCUCAAAAGCCUUGUGGGGGGACCAAAAUCAUUGCUUGAGCUUUUUCACUUGGACUCAAGGCAAAACAGUGCCUGGAAUAGCCAUUCAAGCCUUUAACUUGGUCAACGGGAGUGUUACCAACGAAAUUGGCAAACUUGCUGACUACCAAGGUCCCUCUUGGGUUAGGCACCAAUUUGAGUAUUCAGUACCAAACGACCACAGAGUGGGAUUGAGAGUGAGUGGAAGUCAAGGUAGCACCGAAGGUUUGGCCGUGGAUGAUAUAGGAUUGAUCGAGGGACCGUGCCCAUCCCCCCCUUCGGACCAAGCGGAUUGCGGCAAUGGAGAGUUUGUGCCCCACGAGGCCGUGUGCAAUUUUCGCUUGGAUUGCUCCAAUGGACACGAUGAACUCAAUUGCGGUGACUGUAGCUUUGGGGAUUAUGACUCCUCAGACAUAUGUGGCUAUUCCAUUAUGGAGUGCACUGAUUACACGUGGAAGGUUUCCACUCCUGAAGUCAACUGCACACACGGAAUCUGUGAAGAUGCCUCCCACAAUCCCAAAGGCCAUUUCCUGAAGUUGGUUGAAGCCCAAAUAGAGGAUUGCAAUCAACCCACGCGCACCAUUUUCCUAUCUCCGACACUUCGGGAUUCGUCUCCUGAUUGCGAGUUUUCAUUUUGGUAA
Tigriopus californicus is the source of this 2787-nucleotide messenger RNA. Its product is annotated as MAM and LDL-receptor class A domain-containing protein 1-like. Gene Ontology annotation, molecular function: protein binding. The record is from RefSeq and is a predicted model, not a curated record. NCBI's taxonomy places the organism in Eukaryota, Metazoa, Arthropoda, Copepoda, Harpacticoida, Harpacticidae. The transcript has 10 exons. Gene Ontology annotation, cellular component: membrane. The coding region runs from base 28 to 2787 and encodes 919 amino acids.